This is a messenger RNA of Drosophila eugracilis, 712 nucleotides long. RefSeq lists its product as uncharacterized. Lineage: Eukaryota; Metazoa; Arthropoda; Insecta; Diptera; Drosophilidae. The transcript is spliced from 2 exons. The coding region runs from base 65 to 610 and encodes 181 amino acids. The record is from RefSeq and is a predicted model, not a curated record.
UCACGCUACUUUCAAUAAAAGGUAAACACAAUAAUAAGAGGUGUUCGAGAAAAAUAUUUUUUUAAUGAUGAAGUCAGAAAAACUGAAAAGGAACUUCUGGGUUUCUGCUGAAAUAGAAUGCAUGCUUGACUUGAUAAAGGAAGUAAAUAAAUGCCAGGGAGCCCUGUCCACAAGCACCACACAAUAUACAUUCGUUCAAAUCGCCAAUCAGAUGAAAAAGCGAGGCUUUCCAAAUAAGUCACCAACUCAAAUCCGAAGAAAAUGGUUUCAAAUGAAGAGUGCCUAUUUAUGCUAUAAGAAGGGGAACGUUGAUCGGCUUUUCCUGAUACCUGAAAAAUUCCGCAAUGUCAUUGCCCAGUUUGUAGAAAGCGGUGAAAAAAUUGGCCGUUCGAAUCUGUCAACAAUUUCAACAGGAAAUCCUCCGUUAGUUCAACAAAGUCAGGAAGAGGAAGAUACUUCAGUCAUGGAUAAAUUUCUGAAUCAAAUCCGUAGAAACAAUAAAAUGAUAAAUUCCGAAUAUAUAAAGAUGGAGGAAUCGCUACAGCAGUUCGAACAAAAAUGCCAAUUUAUUCGCGACCGAAAUCUAAUAAGGAUUAUUGAUAGCUAUUAGUUAAUCAUGUUUUUAAUUAUGUACAAACAAUAAUAUCCAUCGUUCUAUAUAAAAUAUAAUUCUUGAUAGUUAAGAGUAAAAAUAAAAUACAAUUUAAUAUGA